AUGGUCCGGAACUACUCGCAUACCAAGCAAAAGUUGUCCACCGACAAUAGCAGCCUCUCCACCCUUUUCACACUAGGAGGCUAUCCCUGGUACAUUGAGUACUACCCCAACAACGAUAACCCAGACCGCACCAACUUCAUUUCUCUCUGUGUUAACGGUUACCAAGACAAUCUCCAACAAGAGCCCGUGGAGGUCAAUCUUGGUUUCAGCUUCAUCGACCAGGUUGAGAAGCAAAGGGGGCGGACGGCAAAGGAGAUUGCCGUCCGUGAUCCAUGCCUUUGUCGUCCGCCAUGGCGGACGGCAAAGAAGUGGAUUCCAGUAGUGUGUGACAUCAUGGUCGUUCGCAACAAGGAUCCCAGAACUGAGGAUACCACCAAGGUGCUCCUGCCUGACAUAGACCACCAUUUCAACGGUCUCCUUCAAACAAAGGUGGACGCCGAUGUGGCAUUCGAGGUCGGCGGUGAGACCUUCAUCGCACACCGGUGUGUGCUCGCUGCCCGAUCCAUGGUGUUCAUGGCACAUCUCUUUGGCCCCAUGAAGGAGGCGUCCAACAAUGUCAUACAGAUCCAAGACAUGGAAGCAAAUGUGUUCAAGGCACUACAUAGCUUUAUCUACACAGACUCAUUCGCUGUGAUGGACAAGAACAAUGUCAACAUGGAGGAGGAUGUAAUGGUACAAGUUAUGGAAGAUGGGCAAGAAAAGGAGGCAAUUUUAGAGGAUGAAAUGUUGCUGCAAUGGCUUCAACACAUGUUGGUAGCGGUUGAUAGAUAUGAUGUACAAAGGCUCAAAUGCAUCCGCGAGAAGCAGUUGUCUGAUAAGAUAGGUUUGAGCACGGUGAUCUCUGCUCUUGCUUUUGCCGAGCAGCACCACUGCCAGGGAUUGAAGGAGGCGUGCUUCAAGUUUAUCCAAGUCUAG
Molecule: messenger RNA, 915 nt
Organism: Triticum dicoccoides
Lineage: Eukaryota; Viridiplantae; Streptophyta; Magnoliopsida; Poales; Poaceae
Product: BTB/POZ and MATH domain-containing protein 2-like
Exons: 2
Coding region: 1-915 (304 amino acids)
Biological process (GO): protein ubiquitination
Molecular function (GO): protein binding
Source: RefSeq, a predicted model, not a curated record